CUCUUAUCUAAUUGGGCUCAGUGAUCUUUGACAAAUGGCUUCGGGAUUGUCGCAUUGCCGCUGAGGAUUUGCCAAAGUAGAUAGUGUGCCUCAUUUUGUGCAGGGUUUUCAUUAGGGCAUCCAUCGUCCUCAUUAUUCAAGAUGGCUGAUUCAAGGGGUGAUUCUGGAAGCACGAGUAGUUAUAGAAGUGGAAGUUCGCGGCGAACGAAUGGUGAGAUGAGAGACUUCAUGGGUUCAGAUGGUGGAAGAUUCAACAAGGAAGGAAAAUAUGGUGAUCCACCCAAUUCUAGACUCUUCAUCGUUUGUGGGAAGUCAAUCACAGAAGAUGAUUUCAGAGAGUGUUUUUCCAAAUAUGGAACUGUCUCGGAAGUAUGGGUUGUGAAGGACAGAGCAACAGGUGAACCUAAGGGUGUCACUUACAUCAAAUUCAGCAAGACAUCUGAGGCAGCUUUGGCCAUGGAGGAAAUGAACGGCAGGUGCAUCGGUAAUCACCCACGGCCACUUAAGGUCCUCAUCGCACACAGCCGAGAGCAGGGGUCGCGGCGCGAGCAGAACGAGGAGGAGCGUCUGCUGCGGCUGUUCGUCGUCGUGCCGCGCGCCAUGACAGAGGCGGAGCUCAGGGAACACUUCCAGACGUUCGGCGACAUCGACUACGUGUCCAUCGUCAAGGACCGCACCACAAAGGAGAGCAAGGGCUUCGGCUACGUCAAAUAUCACAGGAUGUCGCACGCGGCCAAGGCGUACGAGAACUGCGACCGCUCGUUCAAGCCCAUGUUUGCCGACCCAAAACCGCAGAAGGACAUGCGGAACGACGGCAUGAUGCUCUCGGGCCCGGGCAGCUCCGUGUCGUCCUCCGGCUUCGACAUGAUGGCCUACACGCCGCCGUCCGGCAAGAUGGCGCCGCUGCCGCCAAUGGAGGCCACGCCGCCAGCCGAGGCGUGCACGCGGCUAGGCGUGGUGGCCUCACCCACACUCAACCAGGACCAGCUCUGGAAGCUGUUCGACCUGGUGCCCGGCCUGGACUUCAUCGACCUGCGGCGCGACAGGAAGUCGGGGCAGGGCUUCGCGUCCGUGCAGUUCAGCAGCAUCCAGUCGGCGGCGUACGCCAAAGAGAAGCUACACGGCUUCGAGUACCCGCCCGGUCACCGGCUGAUCGUCAAGUUCGACCCCGGCCACGACAUAAUGAUGGGCCAGCACUCGAUGAUGCCGCCGCCGCCGAUGAUGCCGCGCAUGCCGAUGAUGCCGCCGCCGCAGCAGCCGGGCGGCGUCGGAAACGGCUCGUCGGCGCUGUCGCCGGCUGGCGCGGCGCGGCCGUCCGGCAACCUGCAGACGGACCUGGCGCACCUGGCCGAGACGAUCGCGCAGGCUACCUCGCUCAUCCAGGCCGCCGGCAUCAACCCGCACGGCGCCGGCGCCGACGCGAACGCCGGCUCGCCCAUGUCCGGCGCGUCGGCCCUGCCGCCCGGCCCGACCGGCAUGGUGAUGUUCGAGCACUACGACCCGACCUACUGCUCGGCCAAGCUGCCGGCGGCGCAGCCGCUCGCAGCGCUCGACUCCACCGUGGCAGAGAGGCUAUUCAUCGUCUGUCAUCCGGCGCCGCCGCCGCCGUACGCGCUGAAGGAUGUGUUCGCCCGCUUCGGCAACCUCAUCGACAUCUACAUCCUGAACGGCAAGACGUGCGGCUACGCCAAGUACGCGUGCAAGGAGUCGGCCGACAAGGCGAUCCAGACGCUGCACGGCCAGGAGCUGUGCGGCGCCAGGCUGAAGGUGAUGCCCGCCGAGCCGCAGGACAAGGUCGACACCGGCCGGAAGCGCAUCAAAAUCGACGACCAGCAGUUCUGAGGAAAUCAAACGCUGGACAGGUGUCUCGUGAGCAGGCGCGGUCGGCUGGCGCCAAGGUGACCCGCUCGAUGGAAACCAGGAAACGAUCAAUACGGCGGCAAGAUGGCGGCGACAGACGCCCUCGGUCGGAUGACGUCACUGCUGGC
Messenger RNA from Pollicipes pollicipes, 1988 nucleotides. Its product is annotated as RNA-binding protein 45-like. The record is from RefSeq and is a predicted model, not a curated record. Lineage: Eukaryota; Metazoa; Arthropoda; Thecostraca; Pollicipedomorpha; Pollicipedidae. Gene Ontology annotation, molecular function: RNA binding.